AGGAGAAAACGCGGAGGCGCUGCGCGGUCCCGUCCUCCCCCCGCAGCCUCGCCGGCCUCGCUCGCUCCGGCGGCUGCUCCUUCAGGCCUCGUUCGGUCUCCCGGGGUCGCUCAGCCCCGAGGAGAACCGAAUCCUCGCCCCCGGGAUGCGAGGGAAGGGAGAGGAACCGGCCAACUGCGGCCGCGAAUGCACCGAGGGCUGCGCGGCGGCCGCAGAUUCCAGAGACUUAUUAAAGGAAUUUCCACAGCCUAAAAACUUGCUCAACAGUGUAAUUGGAAGAGCUCUGGGCAUUUCCCAUGCGAGAGACAAGCUGGUCUACAUCCAUACCAAUGGACCACGGAAAAAGAAAGUCACUCUACAUAUAAAAUGGCCUAAAAAUGUGGAAGUGGAAGGCUAUGGGACCAAGAAGAUCGAUGCUGAGAGGCAGGCGGCGGCUGCAGCGUGUCAGCUCUUCAAGGGCUGGGGAUUGCUGGGGCCCAGGAAUGAGCUCUUUGAUGCUGCCAAGUACCGGCUUCUCGCUGACCAGCUCGGCUGUCCCGACGAGCGGUGGUGCUCGGAGGGCAAGUGGCGCUCCAAGUCCGGACCUUCUCUCGCCGACUUGUCAACCUGCUGGCGACGGAUGGAGCCAGACGAUUCCAUCCAGCCCAUGGAACAGGGCAGGAUGCCUAAAGCGAUGAGGAGAGAAGAGCUGGAGGAAGGGGAGCUUGAGGAAGGAGAACUGGAGGAAGGAGAGCUGGAAGAAGAAGCGAUUGAUGUUUCUGAUUAUCUACCUAUGGCACACCAGGAUGCUCGAACCCCGGGCAGAGACGCAAGCCGAGGAGGGAGUUCCAUUGAAAUGACCGAUGACAACACUGCCAUCCGUGCCCUGACACAGUUCCCGCUUCCCAAAAAUCUUCUGGCCCAAGUGAUCCAGAUUGCAACCUCUUCCUCCACAGUCAAGGAGUACAUGCAGUUCCGUACCGUGGGCACCAAGACCAAGAUCUGCAAGCUGACGCUCCGCUGGCCCUGUCCGAUGACUUUUGCUGCCAAAGGCCGUCGCAAAGUGGAGGCAGAAAACAAAGCAGCAGCGCUGGCCUGUCAGAAGCUAAAGAGCCUUGGCUUGGUGGACAAGAACAACAACCCCCUCAGCCAUGCGAUGUACAACAUGACUUCACUCCGGGAACUUGGCGAGAACCAGAGGAAGCCCUGUCACAUCAAAGUCCCCGAAGCAACCCUGCGCAAGAUUGAGAACUAUCUGAAUCACUACCCAGUGGACAUCAGGGAAUCCAGGCCCCGGAUUGCUGAUGAUAUGAUGAACCUGAGCAAGGAAUCUGGUGCGAUAAGUGAUGCAAUCACCGGAAAGACAUAUAUACCCAUGUUGGAAGCCGAGGAAGUGCGCCUUAGCCAGAAUCUCCUGGCCCUCUGGAAAAGGAGAGGAUCCUCGUGGCAGGAGAGUCACCCACUGCCGGUAGAUCCUCACAAGGACACCAUCCUAUCAGCCAUCGAGCAGAACCCUGUGGUGGUAAUAGCAGGAGACACAGGCUGUGGGAAAACCACCAGGAUCCCUCAGCUCCUGCUGGAACACUACAUCCUGGAGGGACGCGGCGCUCGCUGCAACGUGGUUAUCACCCAGCCGAGGAGGAUCAGUGCCAUCUCGGUCGCCCAACGUGUGGCUCAAGAGUUGGGUCCCAACAUGAGGAAGAAUGUGGGCUACCAGGUACGGCUGGAGAGCAAGCCACCUGCUCGAGGGGGAGCCCUGCUCUUCUGCACCGUGGGCAUCCUGCUGCGGAAGCUACAGGGGAACCCCAGCCUGGAAGGCGUCAGCCACGUCGUGGUCGAUGAGGUCCACGAGCGAGACGUCAACACCGAUUUCCUACUCAUCUUGCUGAAAGGCAUCCAGAAGCUGAACCCUGACCUGCGCCUGGUUUUAAUGAGCGCCACGGGAGACAAUCAGCGCUUUUCGCACUACUUUGGGGAUUGCCCUGUGGUCAAGGUGCCAGGGUUCAUGUAUCCCGUGAAAGAAUACUACCUGGAGGAGAUUUUGGCCAAGCUGGGCCGGCAUCGACACCGGCACUACGAGAUCAAGCAAUCCGAUGAUGAAUGUGUCCUCGAUCUUGAUCUCAUCACCGACCUUGUCCUCCAGAUUGAUGCCCAUGGAGAACCAGGUGGGAUCCUCUGCUUCCUCCCUGGUUGGCAGGAAAUCAAAGGAGUGCAGCAGCGCCUGCUAGAGAUGCUGGGAUCUCAGAACAGCCGGUACCUCGUCCUUCCAGUGCACUCCAACAUCCCCAUGAUGGACCAGCAGAACAUCUUCCAGCGACCUCCACCCGGCGUCAGGAAGAUCGUCUUGGCCACCAACAUCGCCGAGACCUCCAUCACCAUCAAUGACAUCGUCCAUGUGGUGGACAGUGGUACGCACAAGGAGGAACGCUAUGAUCUAAAGACCAAGGUGUCCUGCCUGGAAACAGUGUGGGUGUCCAAAUCCAACGUGGUGCAGAGGCGAGGGCGUGCUGGCCGCUGUCAGUCGGGAUUUGCCUAUCACCUCUUCCCUCGCAGCCGUCUGGACAAGAUGCCAACUUAUCAGGUUCCAGAAAUCCUACGCACGCCCCUGGAGAACCUGGUGGUUCAGGCCAAGAUCCACAUGCCGGAGAAAACGGCAGUUGAAUUUCUCUCCAAGGCCCUGGACAGCCCUGACAUCAAGGCUGUGGAUGAAGCGGUGAUCUUGCUGCAGGAGAUCGGAGUGUUGGACCAGCGAGAAGCCCUCACUACUUUGGGCAAACGCCUUGCCCAGAUCUCCACAGACCCUCGGCUGGCCAAGGCCAUCGUCUUGGCCUCCAUCUACCGUUGCCUCCACCCUCUGCUCGUCAUCGUUUCCUGUCUCACCCGAGACCCCUUCAGCAGCAGCCUGCAAAACCGCGCAGAGGUGGACAAGGCCAAGGCCGUUCUGAGCCGGGAGAGCGGGAGCGAUCACCUCGCCUUUGUCAGAGCCGUGGCCGGCUGGGAAGAGGUGCUGAGACGCAGAGACAGUCGCGCCAGGGAUAACUACCUGCAGGACUAUUACCUGUACGGCCCCAGCCUUCGCUUCAUCAACGGCCUUGUCAAGCAGUUCUCGGAGAACCUCUACGAAGCCUUCCUGGUGUCGUCCCCCUCGGACUGUACCAUGCCUUCCUCCGUGUGCAACCAGUACAGCGAAGAGGAGGAGCUCGUCAAGGGAGUCCUCAUGGCUGGGCUCUACCCCAACCUCAUCCAGGUGAGACAAGGCAAGGUGACUCGUCAGGGGAAGUUCAAACCCAACAGCUACGCCUAUCGGACAAAGGCUGGCACCGUUCUGCUCCACAAGUCAACAAUCAACAGGGAGGCGUCCAAGCUGUACAGCCGCUGGCUAACGUACUUCAUGGCCGUGAAGUCCAACGGAGGGGUCUUUGUACGGGACUCCUCCCAGGUCCACCCCCUGGCCGUGCUGCUCAUGACUGACACGGAUAUCCACGUCCGAGAUGAUGGCUGGCGAGCAACCGUCUCCCUGACAGACAGCGAUCUCCUGGUGCUGGAAGGAGACUCCUACACCAUCCGCCUCCUGCGGGAUUUCCGUGUCUCGCUCUCCAAGAUGGUGGAGACGUGCCUGUGCUACGAGAUGGCUGCGAUCCCCGGGGACCUGCACCACCAGCACAGCCAGCUGCUCGACAUCCUGGUGGAUCUCCUCAAGGGCCCUCCCGGCAGUUUCGGCGCUUAGCGGAGCCCGAGGAUUGUGUGGGGACUUGUAAUUUGUAUAAAGCUGUUCACAAAUGUUUAUUUAAAUAAAGUUCUAUUUAUCCCUUGUGAAGUCAUCUCUCUCCAUCCUAGAAGAUUAAUGUUGUCUGAAUCUCCUGCUGUCGGCUCCGUGCAUGGUCACCGUCUGGAAAGACCCAGCGCAGCGCCGCCGGGAAUGGACUGGAAGUGCCGAUGGACCCCGACGCCAGCCUCGUGGACACCCACCCGCCUCCUCCGCUCGUCGCAGUGCCGGUCCCGCAACUCGGGAAGUGAGGAUGGAGCUGCUGCGCCGUCCCUGCCCCAUCCCCACAGGGCCGAGCUGGAGCUGCUCCGGCGCAGGAGCUACUCCGGGCUCAUGAGGACGACAGAUGCUCCGCUUGCGGCUCUGCCUACUUCGACAGCCGGGCUGAGCGUGGAUCCGGCAGCUCUGGUGCAGGUGGUGAUCCUCAUCAUCGGCAACGUUGAUCCAGCAGCUCCGGUGCAGGGUGGUGGCGUUCCUCAGCGUUGGCCGCGUGGAUCCUGCAGCUCCAGGGGAUGGUGGUGGUCCUUAUCGGCAGCAGCGUGGAUCCUCCAGCGCCGGUGCAGGGUGGUGGUGUUCCUCAGCAGCGUUGAUCCAGCAGCUCUGGUGGAUGGUUGUGUUUCUCAUCAGCACUGUGGAUCCAGCAACUCCAGUGCAGGAUGGUGAUCCUCGUCAUCGGCAACAUGGAUCCAGCAGCUCCGGUGCAGGAUGAUGGCGUUCCUCAGCGUUGGCAGCGUUGAUCCAGCAGCUGUGGUGGAUGAUGGUGGUCCUCAUCGACAGCGUUGAUCCAGCAACUCCGGUGCAGGAUGGUGAUCUUUGUCAUCGGCAUCCUGGAUCCAGCAGUCAGCGGCAGCGUGGAUCCAGCAGCUCCGGUGAAGGAUGGUGGUCCUCAUCCUCAGUAUCCUGGAUCCAACAGCUCCGGCGCAGGAUGGCAAUCCUCAUCGUUGGCAUCCUGGAUCCAGCAGCUCCGGUGCAGGAUGGUGGUGUUCCUCAUCGGCAGCAGUGUUGAUCCGUUGGCUCGUGGCAUUCCUCAGCAGCAGCAGCGUGGAUCCAGCAGCUCCGCUGCAGUGUGGUGAUGCAACGAUCCAUCCUUAUCCUCAGCUUUGCUCUCCUGGCGCCGGCGCGAGGCGGCACCCACCGGAUGCGACAUUCCCUGGGGGAUCUCCGAGCCUUGCGGCGAGGCCCUGCCACCUGGCGGGGCAUUACCAGUGCGAGAUAAUGGGACUUGUCCUUCCUGAUCCGCCUGUUCCUUUUGUCCUCUUGUGUUGUUAUGAUUUCUUUUUUAUCCUUUCUUGCUCUCCCUGCUCCGAGGAGGCCGGAUCCCUGCUCCGAGGAGGCCGGAUCCCUGCACCUCGGGCACCCAGGACCUGCGUCUAGAUGCCAGUUUGCCUGUCGGCGCGUUCUCCUGCGGGAAGCCAGGAGCGCAGGCACAAAACCCUUUUGUUUUUUAUGACCAGGGACCAUAUUUGCGUGGAAGGAGGAGUGGACAGGCAUAGCACUGCGGGAGAAAGGGGAGUUUCAUCCCAGCUUUGCCUUGGAUUCUCUGUCAAGGAAGACAGUGACCUACCUCACAGGGCUGUUGUGAGGCUUCGGGAACGGUGGUGCCCCUGCGAGCGGAACGAGGCGGGAGGACGCGUUCCCCGCGGCCGUCUCCCUUGGUUUCUGUUCCCCAUUUCUUAAGCUCUUUGUAUUCCGCGAUGGAGGUGAGCGUUGGCUGUUUCCAGCACGGAAACGGGGCGGCUCUUUUGGCCAUGGGCGCCACCCUUUGGUUCUCCCACUCUUCGAUUUAAUUUACUCAUCAAUGGGCUUUAAGGAAGGGAGCUGUGGGCUCUGUUCCGGAGUGAACGAUGGCGAGAAGCACAAGGGGGAAGAGCUGAGGGGCCGAAGCCGGAGCCGCUCGGUGCCCGCGGCCACCCCAGCCUCGCUCGCCAUCGCUCGCCCAAGGUUGUCGCUCUGAGCUGAGCGUGCGUUGCUGUCGGCUGUGUCGGGGCAGGAGGAGGGGGGGGGGGCCCUUCCGCAGGGGUUAAAAAAAAAACCAGAAAAAGAACAAAAAAACCAAAAAAACAAAAAAAAAAAGACUAAGCUAUUGUCUCCAUGGUUCGGAACUCGUGUGAUAUUGGGAUACUUCCGUGGCUGUUAUGUGAUACUGGAUCUUUUUACAACAUAGAUUAAAG
Molecule: messenger RNA, 5916 nt
Organism: Cuculus canorus (common cuckoo)
Lineage: Eukaryota; Metazoa; Chordata; Aves; Cuculiformes; Cuculidae
Gene: DHX30
Product: DExH-box helicase 30
Exons: 19
Coding region: 146-3706 (1186 amino acids)
Cellular component (GO): intracellular anatomical structure; nucleus; cytoplasm
Molecular function (GO): ATP binding; G-quadruplex RNA binding; DNA helicase activity
Source: RefSeq, a predicted model, not a curated record